Messenger RNA from Alligator sinensis (Chinese alligator), 3075 nucleotides. RefSeq names its product dimethylaniline monooxygenase [N-oxide-forming] 1-like. Gene Ontology annotation, molecular function: NADP binding; flavin adenine dinucleotide binding; N,N-dimethylaniline monooxygenase activity. The coding region runs from base 143 to 1741 and encodes 532 amino acids. The record is from RefSeq and is a predicted model, not a curated record. The transcript has 9 exons. NCBI's taxonomy places the organism in Eukaryota, Metazoa, Chordata, Crocodylia, Alligatoridae.
UUCCCUCCCACACCACUUUACCUCUGCCCAAAUAUCCCUUAAAUAUUUUAUAAAUAGAAUAACAGCAAGUGGACCUUUCCAAAGCUCGUGGAAAACACUUUGAAGACGCAGCGGAUUCGAUUCACAGGGCUUGGAGGAGACCAUGGUAAAGACAGUGGCAAUUGUUGGAGCUGGUGUCAGUGGACUGGCCUCCAUUAAGUCCUGUCUGGAAGAGGGGCUCGAGCCCACAUGCUUUGAGAAAAGCGAUGACCUUGGGGGGCUUUGGAGGUUCACGGAACACAUUGAAGAUGGAAAGCCAAGCCUAUACAAAUCUGUGGUCAGCAAUGCCUGCAAAGAGAUGUCAGCCUUCUCAGACUUCCCUUAUCCUGAGGAUUUUCCAAACUAUCUGCCCAAUGCCAAGAUCUUUGAAUAUUUGAAGCUGUAUGCACAGCAUUUUGACCUUGUAAAGCACAUCCAGUUCAAGACGGCAGUCGUCAGCAUAAAGAAACACUUAGAUUUCUCUACCACUGGCCAAUGGAAUGUCAUCACAGAGUCUAACAGGAAGCAGGAGUCAUCUGUCUUUGAUGCUGUUAUGGUUUGCACUGGAUAUCUCUCAGAACCUUUCCUCCCACUAGAAACCUUCCCUGGAAUAAAGAGAUUCAAAGGCUCAUAUUUUCACAGCCGGUUUUACAAGCAUCCACACAUAUUUCAGGGGAAGAGAGUGCUUGUGGUUGGCAUGGGAAAUUCUGGAGUUGAUAUCGCGGUAGAGGCCAGUCACAUGGCUGAAAAGGUGAUGAUCAGCACUAGCAGAGGUGCAUGGGCCAUGAGUCGAGUUUUUGACAAUGGCUACCCCUGGGACAUGGUGUUCCUAACUCGCUUCAUGGCCUUGGUCAGAAAUUCCCUGCCAGGGCCCAUUGUGGGGUGGAUGAUUGCAAACAGGAUGAGUCAAUGGUUUGACCAUGCAAACUAUGGCCUGAUUCCUGAGGACAGAAGAGUGUUGCGGGAACCUGUACUGAAUGAUGACCUUCCAAGUCAUAUCAUCACAGGGAAGAUCACAAUAAGACCAAAAGUGCAGCAGUUUAGGGAAAACUCAGUCAUAUUCCAGAAUAGCUCUGAAGAGGAGCCCAUUGAUAUCGUUGUCUUUGCCACAGGAUACACAUUCUCUUUUCCUUUCCUGGAGGAAUCUCUCCUCAAAGUCGAAAAUCGCCAAGCAUCUCUGUACAAAUAUAUUUUUAACCCUCAUCUCAAGAAUCCCACUCUUGCUAUCAUUGGCCUUAUUAAGCCAUUUUGUGCUGUCAUGCCUGUUGUAGAAUUGCAAGGGCGCUGGGUUACACGUGUCUUUAAAGGCCUCUGUCAGUUGCCUCCAGUGAGCACCAUGAUGCAAGAGAUCAAUGAGAAGAAGCAGAACAAGAUUCACUGGUUCGGUGUCACUUUUGAUGAGGUUCUGAAAACAGAAUGCCUGGAAUAUGUUGAUUCAAUCGCUUCCUUCAUUGGUGCAAAACCCAAUGUGCUGGCCCUGUUCUUCAGGGAUCCAAAACUGGCCCUGAAAAUCUUCUUUGGUCCAUGCACCAACUAUCAUUAUCGCCUGACUGGACCAGGGAAAUGGGACGGAGCCAAGAAUGCCAUCCUGACCCAGUGGGACCGGACACUGAAGCCCACAAGAACACGAGUUAUAGAAGAUUCAUCAACCUUCUGCCCAUAUUUGCUUAAAAUAUUUGGGCUUUUUGCACUCUUUGCUGCAAUUUUUCUUGGUUUCCAGUAGUCCUGGGAUAAUGUUGAAUCCUGUAUCUAUUCCUUGGUGUAUAAAUCUUUUCUAUCAAUGCAGUUUCUCUAUAUGAGGAGGCAGGAAACACACACCUCUCAGAAAAGACCCUUAGAGUAGUAGGGCUUCUAAAGGUAAAGAUUAAAAAUCAAAGUUUAAUUAAUGUCAUGGUAAAAUGUCUCCUCCAGCUGAACUACAUGUUAAGAGGAAGGUGCACAGACUUAACUAAAAGUGUGGUGUUAAACUGUUGCAAAUACUUGUGUAGUCAGUCAGUCCUUCUUGGGAAUGAGUGUCUUUCAAGAAAAAAUGCUUUAGAUCAUGGGUGUCAAACAUAUUGCCUGUGUGCCGGAUCUGGCACAUAAAGCUGCUGUUGCCAAUCCGCUACAAUACCAGCAAGCCACUGGAAGUUGGCGGGGCAUGUUCAGGGCACAGUGACCUGCUGCAGAAUCUGGGGCCUCAGGUUCCAGCGGACUUAGCAAUCAGUGGCAGGAGGACAAGCAAGGGCUGACAGCCCUGGUUGCACUCCAACCACUUUGCCUCUCACCGCUGCUGUGGCCCUACCUCCCUGGCCACCAGUCCAUAAUGCAUGCCCCAAGCUGAAGUUGGAGCUGCCACCACAUCAUGGCGCUCACAGCAGUGGCAUCUUUGGAUCUGGCACAGAAUACAUGGCAGCGGCUGAACCUACCUACUACUGUGUGCUCCAAGCUGGAGCCAGAGUUGCCACUGCCACUGCUUCCUUAUAUCCUAUGCAGGACCUAGCCUGCAAGGAGCCCUGCAGCCCAGAUUCAUCCUGGGAAACAAUGAUGUUGAUACCCCUGCUUUAACUCCAUUAGAAACUAUGGGUUUAACACAAGAAUCUCAGAAUAGAAAUCUCUGGCUUGUGUCAAGCAAGAUGAUCAUAAUGUCCCCUUCUUCUGACCUUAAAAACUGUUCAUUGAGGCCACUAUUCUAUUGGACCUGCUUAUAUAGACAUAGCCUAAGUGAUCCUAUAUAAUAGUCUCUCUACUAAUGCUAACAUUUGUCACAUACAUAAAUGGUCAAUUUGAAUUACAAAUCACUGUGCUUUCAUAAUUUGUUGGGUGCAAGGAGAGGGGUGAAGAGAUGCCAGAGGGGCAUCUGAAUCCCGACCUGUGUGCAAGAGCCCAAAACUGCAGUUACCUGGCUAUGUAUAUGUCACUUAGGCAUGUCAAGUGAAUUAUGUUUUGCCAUUAGUUUCUCAGUACCUUGGUUCUCAAUUCAUACAACUAGAACAACAGCACUACUCUCCCUCACAUGUAAAUGAUAGAGCAGCUGUUUCAUUGGAAAUACAAAUACAGCUGAAGUAUUAGAAAUCA